This is a messenger RNA of Dichomitus squalens LYAD-421 SS1, 2212 nucleotides long. Its product is annotated as transketolase. Lineage: Eukaryota; Fungi; Basidiomycota; Agaricomycetes; Polyporales; Polyporaceae. The transcript has 13 exons. The coding region runs from base 12 to 2066 and encodes 684 amino acids. Gene Ontology annotation, biological process: pentose-phosphate shunt. Gene Ontology annotation, molecular function: transketolase activity. Gene Ontology annotation, cellular component: cytosol. The record is from RefSeq and is a predicted model, not a curated record.
CUGCCUCAACCAUGUCUCAAUUUGCACCUGAGUCCUCCGACGCGAUUGCCAUCGGCACCAUUCGUGCCCUAGCGGCCGACAUUGUCGGCAAGGCUAACUCCGGCCACCCAGGUGCUCCUAUGGGUCUGGCUCCUGCGGCCCAUGUACUGUUCACCCGCUUCUUCACUGCUAACCCUAAGAACUCGAAGUGGUUCAACCGCGAUCGGUUUGUACUCUCGAACGGGCAUAGUUGUGCUCUGCAGUACACCCUCCUCCAUCUUUUGGGCUACAAGCUUUCUCUGGAUGACCUCAAGCAGUUCCGUCAACUUGACUCCUUGACCCCUGGUCACCCGGAGGCUGGCCACACCGACGGUAUCGAGCUCACUACCGGGCCCCUUGGGCAGGGUAUCUCGAACGCCGUCGGUCUUGCCAUCGCCCAGGCUCACCUCGGGGCUACCUAUAACAAGGACGGCUUCGAUCUCAUCAACAAUUACACCUAUGUGUUCGCUGGUGAUGGCUGUCUCAUGGAGGGUGUUGCUAGCGAGGCCGCUUCGCUUGCUGGUCACUUGCAAUUGGGCAACCUCAUUGUGAUCUACGACGACAACCACAUCUCUAUCGAUGGUGACACUGCCGUUGCGUUCACUGAGAACGUCGAGCUGCGUUUCCAGGCGUACGGGUGGCACACCUUGCACGUCGACAACGGUGACAGCGACCUUGCCGGUAUCUACAACGCGAUCGCCGAGGCGCAGAAAGUCAAGGACAAGCCCACCCUUAUUCGUCUCCGUACCACCAUCGGCUACGGCUCUAAGCAGCAGGGCACUCAUGGUGUCCACGGCUCUCCUCUCAAGGCCGAUGAUAUCCAGCAGCUCAAGACCAAGUUUGGCCUGCCUGCUGAUCAGUCAUUCUACGUUCCCCAGGAGACCUACGACGCGUACCAUGCUGUGGCCUCCAAGGGUGCCAAGGCCGAGGCCGCUUGGAACGCCCUCCUCGCGUCCUAUGGCCAGAAGUACCCUAAGGAGCACGCUGAGCUCACCCGCCGCAUCGCCGGCAAGCUCCCCGACGGUUGGGAAAAGGCGUUGCCCGUGUACAAGCCCUCCGAUCCCGCGCAGGCUUCCCGUAAACUUUCCGAGAUUGUGCUGUCUGCGAUCGUCCCUGUAUUCCCUGAGCUCGUUGGCGGUUCGGCCGACUUGACGGGCUCGAACCUCACACGCACGAAGACGAUGAUUGACUUCCAGCCCGAGAGCACUGGUCUUGGCUCAUAUAAGGGCACCUACAUCCGUUUUGGUGUCCGUGAGCACGGUAUGGGUGCUAUUGCCAAUGGUCUGCACGCGUAUGGCGGUAUCAUCCCCUUCGUUGCCACCUUCUUGAACUUCGUCUCAUACGCCGCCGGUGCGGUGCGGUUGUCGGCGCUGAGCGGGCACCAGGUGAUAUGGGUUGCCACACACGAUUCCAUCGGUCUGGGUGAGGACGGCCCCACCCACCAACCCGUCGAAACCGCUGCGCACUUCCGCGCCCUCCCCAACCUGGACUUCUGGCGCCCCGCUGACGGCAACGAGACGUCCGCGGCAUACUACUCUGCGCUCACGCGCAAGCACACGCCCUCGAUCCUUUCGCUCUCGCGUCAGAACCUGCCGAACCUCGAAGGCUCGACGCUCGAGAACGCGCUCAAGGGCGGGUACGUCGUGCACGAGGUGCAGGGCGAGGACCUCACGAUCGUCUCGUCCGGCUCUGAGGUGUCGAUCGCGCUGGAAGCGGCGGUGCAGCUGCAGAGCGAGGGUAUCAAGACGAGGAUCGUAUCGCUGCCGUGCUGGAGCGUGUUCGACCAGCAGCCGCAGGAGUACAGGCUGAGCGUGCUGCGCAGCGGCGCGCCGAUCUUGGCCGUUGAGGCGUUGUCGACCCUCGGGUGGGCCAAGUACAGCCACGAGCAGUACGGCCUUACGACCUUUGGCGCGUCCGGCCCGUACAAGAAGGUGUACGAGAAGUUUGGCCUCACUGGUCCCAACAUUGCCGAGCUCGGUAAGAAGGUCGUCACCUUCUACAAGCAGAAGGGCGGUGAGGUCGUCUCGCCUCUCGUCAAGGCCAUUUGAAGCGAUACCUCUGGAUGGCCCACAACCACUCGAGCUGACUGGAGCGGGUUCGUACUUGGGGCUCAAUAGAGUAAUAGCAAAGUAGAUUGAAGUCUGUAUGCAUGUAAUCCCGCGGUAUAUAGAGCACGGUAUGAUUCGCACUUCUC